Ipomoea nil (Japanese morning glory) is the source of this 2490-nucleotide messenger RNA. Its product is annotated as G-type lectin S-receptor-like serine/threonine-protein kinase At4g27290. The transcript has 6 exons. NCBI's taxonomy places the organism in Eukaryota, Viridiplantae, Streptophyta, Magnoliopsida, Solanales, Convolvulaceae. Gene Ontology annotation, molecular function: protein serine/threonine kinase activity; ATP binding. Gene Ontology annotation, biological process: protein phosphorylation; recognition of pollen. Bases 28 to 2490 code for a protein of 820 amino acids. The record is from RefSeq and is a predicted model, not a curated record.
AAUUUAUUCACAAAACAGGGUUUCAAGAUGAUGAGAGCUUUUCUCCUGCAUUUUGUGUUCUCCCUCUUCUUACUUUCCAUGCAUAAUAUUUCCUAUGCAAGGGAUACAAUCACUUCCACUCAAGUCCUCAAAGAUGGCGAUACCAUUGUUUCUUCUGGUGGUAUCUUUAAGAUGGGUUUUUUUAGCCCAACCGAUUCACAGAAUCGCUAUGUUGGUAUAUGGUACAACCAAAUACCCAAUCGCACUGUAGUUUGGGUUGCCAACAGAGAUACUCCUCUCACUAAUACCUCAUCAGUAGUCUUGAAGAUUGUCAAUAAUCCAGGCCGGCUAGCUCUAGUUGAUGAUGGCAACAACGAUGCUAAUAUCUACUGGCAAACUAACACUUCCAGACUAAUCUCAAAUCCGGUUGCAAAGUUAUUGGAUUCUGGGAAUCUGGUGGUGAUGGAUGCAAAUGAUGAUAGCCCAGAGAAUCUCCUGUGGCAAAGUUUUGAUCAUCCUACAGAUACUCUAUUGCCAGGCAUGAAACUCGGGACGAAUUUCGUUACUGGUCUUAACACAACUCUAUCGGCAUGGAAGUCAGAAAGCAAUCCAGGGAUGGGAGAAUAUAAGCUUUACAUUGAUCCUGCAGGAAAUCCACAACUCAUCUUAAGAAAAGGUAGAAAGGAAGUGCUUCGAUCAGGGCCAUGGAAUGGUUUGGAAUGGGGUGGAUUUCCUGGAAUGAAAAAGGGGAUUGGCGAAAUGUUGGUAAUCUUUAAUAGGAGUGAGGUUUCCUACAGUUAUCAGAUUUAUAACAGCUCGAUAAUCAGGGCAGUCCUGUCAAAUGCUGGGAAUUUAGAAAUCAAGGUGUGGUUAGAAUAUGGAAGAGGGGAAUGGAACAAUGUCCAUAGUGUACCAAUAGAUGUUUGUGACGAAUAUAAACACUGUGGGGCAUAUGGGAGUUGUGACUAUAAUAAAAGCCCUGUUUGUGGAUGCUUGGAUAAAUUUUUGCCUAAAGAUCCAGGAGCAUGGGGAAGGGUAGAUUUUUCUGGAGGGUGUGUUAGGAAGACACCUCUGAAGAAGAAUUGUCAAAAUGGAUCCUCAGAUGUAUUCUUGAAAUAUUCUGGUGUUAAAUUGCCAGAUACAAGGUUUUCAACCUUCAAUACUAGUAUGAACCUUCAAGAAUGCAGGCAAGUUUGUUUGAAGAAUUGCUCUUGUAUGGCUUAUUCAAGUAUUGAUAUAAGCAAUGGAGAAAAUGGGUGCUUGCUUUGGUUUGGAGAUUUGGCUGACAUUAAAGUUCUACGUGUGGAUGGGCAAGAUCUUUACAUAAGGAUGGCUUCCUCUGAUUUAGAUUAUCCUUCAAGUUCAAAGGGCAAGAAACCAAAACUAAUCAAAUUGACUUCAUCAAUAUUGGGUGGAAUUCUGGUGCUGAGCUUGAGCUUGACUCUGGUCAUAAUAUUGUACAAACGGAAAAUGAAGGAGAUUCAGUUAAAGUUAAAAUGGGAAGAAGAGCAAACACUAUUUGAAGUAUCUACAAUAACAAGAGUUACUCAUAACUUUUCACUCAACAACAAAAUUGGAGAGGGAGGAUAUGGACCUGUUUACAAGGGCGUUCUAGAUGAUGGAAAGGAAAUAGCUGUGAAACGACUUUCAAAGACAUCUAAGCAAGGGCUUGUAGAAUUUAAAAAUGAAGUCAAUUCUAUUGCCAAACUUCAACAUAGGAAUCUUGUGAACCUUCUAGGAUGGUGCAUUCAAGGAGAAGAAAAGAUGUUGAUCUAUGAAUAUAUGCCGAACAAAAGUCUUGACUCAUAUAUAUUUGAUAAUAGAAGAAGUGCAUUACUUGAUUGGCCAAAACGCUUCAACAUUAUUAAUGGCAUUGCAAGAGAACUUUUGUAUCUGCACCAAGAUUCUCGAUUAAAAAUUAUUCAUAGAGAUCUCAAAGCAAGCAACAUUUUGUUAGAUAUUAAUAUGGACCCAAAAAUAUCAGACUUUGGCUUGGCAAGAAGCAUUGAAUUUAACGAGACAGGAGCAAAUACAAAUCGAGUUGCUGGUACAAUUGGUUAUAUGUCUCCAGAGUACGCCGGGCACGGGAUCUUUUCUAUUAAAUCAGAUGUGUUUAGCUUUGGUGUCCUGGUACUGGAAAUUGUGGGUGGGAAAAGAAAUAGGGGAUUUUCUCAUCAUCAAGAUCACUAUGAGAACCUUCUUGGCCAUGCAUGGAAGCUAUAUAGAGAUAGUAGAUUGGUUGAACUUAUAGAUGAGCAUCUGGAUGAACCAUGUGAUUUUCCUCAAAUUCAAAGAUCAAUCCAUGUUGGCCUGUUAUGUGUUCAACAUUGCCCGGAAGAUAGGCCAACCAUGCCUUCCAUAGUACAAAUGUUGGCAAACAAUGUUGAGUUGCCUAUUGCUAAAGAGCCUGGGUUUUUUACAGAAAGCGUGGUACAAAUUAAAGCCAAUUCAUCUCCAAAUAAAGAAAUAUCGUGUCCCAUAAAUGAAGUCACUAUUUCAUUGCCCCGUUAA